Penicillium daleae is the source of this 1068-nucleotide messenger RNA. It is a transcript of the gene erg27, whose product is annotated as protein erg27. The coding region runs from base 1 to 1068 and encodes 355 amino acids. Gene Ontology annotation, cellular component: cytoplasm. The transcript has a single exon. NCBI's taxonomy places the organism in Eukaryota, Fungi, Ascomycota, Eurotiomycetes, Eurotiales, Aspergillaceae. The record is from RefSeq and is a predicted model, not a curated record. Gene Ontology annotation, biological process: signal transduction.
AUGGCAUUCGACCACAUGGCUGACUCGCCCAAUCUGGAUGAUUCAGAUUGUCUCGUGAUAGAUUUAUGGAUGGCCUCCUCCGAGGUGGAUCAGAAGGCCUUGGGCAAUUUUGCGGCCGGGACAGCCCUCGAAAACCCUUGCUUGUCGGCAAUGCUCUAUAGAGUACUCGGGGUGUCGGUGAUGCUCUCUAAGAAACUCAUUCGUGCCCGCCGACUGCGUCGAUUAGAUGUCACACGCGAAACGAAGUCGCUUCAGCUCUAUCACCACAUUAUAUGGCUGUCGCGUGAAGGCCUCGUCAUACUCGAACAUUAUGUCUUACCCAUGGUAGCCGCAUUCGUCGAAUUGAAGGUGCUAUCAUAUAAGCUUCGCGCCUCAUUCUACCAUAUCUUCGUGCUCUUUUACAACCGACCUAUCAUCAUCCCACCCGACGCCGGGGCGCCAGCUGACAUGAAGCGCGACUCGAUCUAUAACCCAGAUUCCUUGGCAGCGGCGGAGGGAACCGCGUCCAAGCAAAGCAAAAUGACGUCUCACCCGCCUGGUUUAGCACCGGUCCAACAACCCCAGCCCGCUUCUUCAUUCCUUCUUCCUCCUCUUGACUAUACAACUACGGCCACAGCGUGUUUUAAUCACGCCGCCUUGCUUGCAGACAAAUUGCUUCCAGGCUCACACCCCCUCCGUCUUUCCGUCAAGAUGGAAUAUGCCGCAUACCUUUAUGACUGCCUACAAGACCCAGUUGCCUCCCGCCGUUUAGCAAAGCGCGCCAUUGCGGACGUCUACAAUGCCCAAGAAGGCAUGGACGACGAAAGUUUCGAAGACGCAGCCGAGAUUGUCGGUGUGCUCGGCAAAAUGGUCAAACGCGGUGGAAAGUCUGGCAGCAGUACAGCUGGAAGCAGCGUUUCUCGCGGAGAGCAGUCCCAGAGCCGGAGCAGUCGCAGUCCUUCGCAUCUUGACAUCAGUGUCCCAACUACCGUCUCCCCUAUUCCUGUCACAAAACCUACACCUGUCCCUUCAAGCGGUGCCGUGACUGAACCUGCGGUACCCAGCGCAAAUAUGAUGAAUCCGAUUUAA